AUGAUUCAUAUUCCUCCUGACUGGGCCUUGGCCACAACCCAUAUUGCUAGUGAAUAUGUCUCUCGCCAGUUCCUAGCACUGAUCGGUGGACGGCCCAAUGCUAUUCCCCCACUCAAACUAGAUUUUGUCAUGCUCAUGGCAUGCUCAAAACUGGCUAGUACCCUCGCCGAUGCCUAUCGGAACCCUGUCACUAUCAAUUUAGAUGUAGUCAGGUAUGCAGAUGUUCUGCACAUGAUGGAAAAAGGCAUCAACCCUGCUCACGAAGACAGGCUUCUUGCCCGGAUGUUCAUGAUUUUGUGGAUAUCCCACAAGCAGGCUACUCCAGAACCGGCACUUCACUGA
Messenger RNA from Suillus bovinus, 342 nucleotides. RefSeq lists its product as uncharacterized. The coding region runs from base 1 to 342 and encodes 113 amino acids. NCBI's taxonomy places the organism in Eukaryota, Fungi, Basidiomycota, Agaricomycetes, Boletales, Suillaceae. The record is from RefSeq and is a predicted model, not a curated record. The transcript is spliced from 3 exons.